Cuscuta campestris is the source of this 2113-nucleotide messenger RNA. Lineage: Eukaryota; Viridiplantae; Streptophyta; Magnoliopsida; Solanales; Convolvulaceae. The record is from the annotation of a GenBank genome assembly.
CAGAGGAGGAGUAGUUGCCUGCACCCUUCUUCUUCACCGGCCCUCUUUAACUUCCUUAAUUCCCUGCUCUUUCAUUCUUUAAUCUUCUUCAAUCCCCCUGUUUAGGACGACACCUCUCUGUUCACCAUUGUAUGCUUCUUGAAAAACCCAAAAAAACCCAUUCUUUAAUUUCCCCAUUGUUCAUUUUUAACUCCCUUAAUUCAGCUUCUUCAAUUCAAUCCUCUCUGAUCUGCUUUCCAGUUACUAAUUGAGGUUUUAAAUUGAAAUGGCUUCUCCUUGGGCCUCUGCUGCUACGGCGGCGGCGGCGCUCUGUUUGGCUGUCCUGUGUUUCUAUUCCAUGUCGGGCUGCUCUGCCGCCGACGAGGACUACGAUGGAUUCGACCUUAUUCCGGUCGACCUACUGAAGGGCUCUGCCUCCGACUUCAUGGGGUCGUUGAAGACCACCAUAGAUAUCGUCCGGCAGGUCACCUCCGUCGUGUCCAGGUUCGGCGGUUUCUUCGGCGGCGGCGAUUUGAGGCUCUCCCACGCCGUCUCCGACUGCCUUGAUCUUCUCGAGCUCUCCGCCGACGAGCUCUCCCUCACUCUCUCCGCCUCUCAGAAUCCCAAUUACGGCAAAAAGGAUAACGGGACGACUGGGAAUUUGAGCGCCGAUUUGAGGACGUGGCUGAGCGGCGCAAUGACCAAUCAAGACACGUGCUUGGAAGGCUUCGCCGGAACUAACGGUAUCGUCAAGAAUUUGGUCGCCGGCAGUUUGACCCAGAUCGGUUCCUCCGUCCGGGAUGCUCUGACCAUGGUUCGCCCGACUCCGGGAAGACCGCCCAAGCGGAUCAACAGGAAUUUGAGAGAAAAACUCCCGUAUUGGGUGAGACCCAGUGACCGGAGACUUCUCCAGGCGGCCGGAAUGAAGCCGGACGCCGUGGUGGCGCUCGACGGAACAGGGAAUUUCACUUCCGUUAGCGACGCUGUCGCCGCCGCCCCGGACACGAGCUUCCGCCGGUAUGUGAUAUACGUGAAGAAGGGGGUGUACAGAGAGUACGUGGAGAUCGGUAAGAAGAAGUGGAACUUGAUGCUGAUCGGAGACGGGAUGGAUGCCACCAUUUUUUCCGGCAACCGGAGCUUCAUUGACGGCUGGACCACAUACAGAUCUGCUACUUUCGCUGUGAAAGGCCGUGGAUUUAUAGCACGGGACCUGACAUUUGAGAACACGGCGGGGCCGGAAAAGCACCAGGCGGUGGCGUUCCGAUCCGAUUCCGAUCUGUCGGUGCUGUACCGGUGCGGGAUCAGGGGUUACCAAGACACGCUCUACGCGCACUCCAUGCGCCAGUUCUACCGCGAGUGCAAGAUCACCGGCACCGUCGAUUUCAUCUUCGGCGACAGCACCGCCGUCUUCCAGAGCUGCGAGAUCUCCGUCCGGAAGGGCCUUCCGAGUCAGAAGAACACGAUCACCGCCCACGGCCGCAAGGAUCCGGCCGAGCCCACCGGAUUCUCCCUCCAAUUCUGCAACAUCACGGCCGAGCCGGAUGUGAUCGCCGCCGCUAACGCCACCGCCAACUACCUCGGCCGCCCGUGGAAGCUCUAUUCGCGCACGGUGGUCAUGCAGUCGUACAUGGCCGCCGCGAUCCGACCCGAAGGAUGGCUUGAAUGGAACGGAACUUUCGCACUGGACUCCCUGUUUUACGCGGAGUUCGCCAACUACGGGCCCGGGUCGGGCUUGGGUACGCGGGUCAAGUGGCCCGGUUACCAUCUGAUGAACAACUCGGCCCAAGUACAUAACUUCACGGUGGCCGAGUUCCUCUUGGGUGACUCGUGGUUGCCGUCAACGGGCGUGAAAUACACGGCCGGGUUGUCGGGUUAGCCCAAUGCUCUUGGUUUUUUUGACCCGAUCCAUUUUAUUCGUGUAUGGGUUCUUCCACAAUUGAUAAUGUGUUUAUGUUUGAUAGUGUGACAAUUGGCUAUGUACUCCGUAUUAAGGAAUUGUUUAUUUAGAUUGAUGCAAAGGAUUAUUGAUUAUUGUGUAAUUUGUGUACCAUUAUGACACUUGUAAUUUGGUGUAUGUUGAGUUAUGCAGAUAUAUAGUAAGAAUGGUGUUUUGAAAGAAACUUAAAAUAAAUUA